This is a messenger RNA of Emiliania huxleyi CCMP1516, 1074 nucleotides long. RefSeq lists its product as hypothetical. The transcript has a single exon. The record is from RefSeq and is a predicted model, not a curated record. The annotation marks the transcript as partial. Gene Ontology annotation, biological process: microtubule-based movement. Gene Ontology annotation, molecular function: microtubule motor activity; microtubule binding; ATP binding. NCBI's taxonomy places the organism in Eukaryota, Haptophyta, Isochrysidales, Noelaerhabdaceae.
AUGAUCGCGCGCUACCGGGCCGGUGCUCCACCCUCCGUGUCCGUCUCUGUGCGCGACACCGCAUCGAGGGCGAGCCUGUCUGUCUUUGUGCGCAAGCGGCCGCUUCUCGAUGAGGAGCUGCGCCGGGGGGGCUUCGACGUCGUGUCGACCUGCGGCGAGGAGGAGACGGCUCGAGCCUCGCUCGUGGCGCAUGAGCCCAAGGUGACCGUCGACCUCUCGCGCGCCAUGGAGAACCACACGUACAAAUUCGACGGCGUGUACGGCGAGAGUGCAACCAACCAGCAGGUGUUCGACAGCGCCGUCCGGCCCAUGGUCGAGCAUCUCUUCGCCAGCCGCGGUCACGGCACCUGCUUCGCGUACGGCCAGACAGGAUCAGGCAAGACGAUGACGAUGGAGGGCCUCGGCAGCGGCGAGGGCGACAACAGCGCCGGCAUCUACUCCCUCGUUGCCGACGACCUCUUCAGGAAUGUGAGAGGGGCGGGCGGCGGCUUGACCGUGCGGGCGGGCUUCUUCGAGAUCUAUCGAGGGAAGUGCUUUGACCUGCUCAACAAAAAGAGGAGCGUGCAGGUGAUGGAGGAUGAGCACGGCGCGCAGCACGUCGUGGGGCUGCACCAGUCGACCCUCGCGUCGGCUGAGGAACUGCUGCUGCUGCUCUCGACCUCGGACCGCACCACUCGCGCGACAGCCCAAAACACGCACUCCUCGCGAUCGCACGCGGUGCUGCAGAUCGAGGUGGUAGAGCCUGCCUCGGAGAGCGUCCGCUGCAAGCUCUCGCUCGUCGACCUUGCCGGCUCCGAAUGGGCCGCCAAGGCGCAGUCAGACGACCGUCAGAACCGACUAGACGGCGCAGAGAUCAACAAGUCGCUGCUCUGCCUCAAGGAGUGCAUCCGUGCCCUCGGCUCGCAGUCGUCGCACGUUCCCUUUCGGGGCUCGAAGCUCACGCAGCUGCUCAAAGAUUCCUUCGUCGGCGAGAACUCUCGCACCGUCAUGAUCGCCACCAUCUCGCCCUGUUCCGUGUGCUGCGAGCACUCCCUCAACACCCUUCGCUACGCCGAGCGUGUAAAGGACUGGCAG